Peronospora belbahrii is the source of this 840-nucleotide messenger RNA. NCBI's taxonomy places the organism in Eukaryota, Oomycota, Peronosporomycetes, Peronosporales, Peronosporaceae. The record is from the annotation of a GenBank genome assembly.
AUGCGUCGUGAAUAUUUGUACCGCAAGAGUCUUGAAGGAAAAGAGCGGUCUCUAUAUGAACACAAACAAAAGUUGAAAGAAGCGAUCCGCAGUGGCAAAUCCAUUCCAACAGAAUUACGCAGUGUUGAGAAGAAUCUACGACAUGAGAUGGAGUAUGACGAUGUAGUUCAUGAGAAACCACUGAAUCAUAUUGAUGAUGAGUAUAAGAAUGCGGGUCUAUUUGAUCCAAAGAUUGCGAUUACGACAUCACGUGAACCAAGUUCGAGACUUAAACAGUUUGCACAGGAGAUUCGUCUCCUGUUUCCCAAUGCCAUUCGACUUAAUCGUGGUGCUCAUACUAUCGGUGAUUUGGUCGAGAGUGCGAGAGCCAAUGAUUUUACAGAUCUCUUGGUAGUUACAGAGACACGUGGUGAACCAGAUGGUCUCGUGGUAUGUCAUCUACCAUACGGUCCCACAGCUUACUUUACGCUGAGCAAUACGGUGCUCCGUCACGACAUUGAAGACCGUGCUACGAUUUCCGAAGCAUAUCCGCACCUCAUUAUUAACCAGUUUGAGACGCCACUGGGCAAGCGCGUUGCAAAUAUUCUCAAGCAUCUGUUUCCUGUGCCUAAGCCUGACGCCAAGCGUGUGGUGACACUCUCGAAUGAGAAUGACUUUGUGUCAUUUCGUCAUCACGUUUUCAAGGUGACAGGACGCGAAGUGGAACUACAGGAAUGUGGGCCCCGUUUUGAACUGCAAUUGUACCAGGUGAAGCUCGGUACACUUGAUCAGAAGGAGGCAGAGAAUGAGUGGGUCUUGCGGCCUUAUAUGAAUUCCGCCAAGAAACGCCGUGUGUUGUAG